This is a messenger RNA of Ilyonectria robusta, 980 nucleotides long. RefSeq lists its product as uncharacterized. The coding region runs from base 414 to 764 and encodes 116 amino acids. The record is from RefSeq and is a predicted model, not a curated record. NCBI's taxonomy places the organism in Eukaryota, Fungi, Ascomycota, Sordariomycetes, Hypocreales, Nectriaceae. The transcript is spliced from 4 exons.
GUCCGAUCGUACGAGCUCGAUGCGAGCCGCUGGCCAUCCGCCGAGAAGACGACUGAGGUUGCUCAGCACAAGUGACGGGAAGUCACUGCCCCGACAGGUGAUCUAGGUUAUCGCCUGUGUUGGUAACGGCGGGGUAUCGUGAGUUUAAAAAGCACUCGUCACUAUUAAAAGGUGAUUGGCUUUACUAUCGUUCAAUCGUUUGCACGUCUUGGCUGGUGUGACACUCAAUGACGUUAGGCAGUGAUGAUACUGUGAUGCUAUCCAUAAGACACCUCGCCCUCCCGUAUAUACUUAUAUCUGCUGAUGACGCUGCAGAUGUUCCAAUUCUUUUUCUCUCAUUUUCGUCACUCGAGUAGUAAAUACGAACUCUUGUCAACAUUGCAUUUACCUCGAUUAUACAAGCACUUUCCAGGAUGGCGCUUCGAGGCAGUCAAUCAAGCAUUGGGUUCCCCAAGUCAAAUGAACUCGACUCCAGUCAUCAGAAAAGAUACAACUCUUCGGAGGUGGCGAAUGCGGUAGCAAAAGAUGGCUUCAACGCUGCAGGAUAUAUGAAUCGGAGCAAAAUCAUGAAUGAGUUGCAUGAGGAACAUAUCCAGAGAGAAAUCGAAGACCGAUUCAUGCAUGAACCUGGCUACGCGGCCAUGAUGCACGGUCACGAGCCCUCCAAAGGCGCUCGAAUUGACGCAAGCAUUGCGCGGGAGGAAGCUGAACUGUUGGCGAGAAAGACGAAAGAGACGAGACAUCUUCCGGGCAAGAAGAUGUAGCAUAAGACUGCAAAGAGCGACUUGAACCAGGGGCUCGCCGAAGAAGAAUAUGUCAACCUGGCCAGACCGGCAAUUAAACUCCAAUUAUCCAACCUUGUCUUUGUAUUAUAGUCAGUCAACAUGUCAUUGGAAGUAGUGUCACGGGCUUCAUCCCGUCGGUCUAUUGACUUAACAUGCCAGUCGCUGUGUACACAGAUUUCUCAAUAUCUUGUUGCC